ACUCGCCAAUCCUUGCGCCAUUUCCUAUAAAAAGUUCACUCCACUGCACACUACUCACAGAGUCGCGGCAGAACAGCACGGGAAGCAAGUCGCGAGACGUCGGGGAGAGGAGAGGGCAGGGUGAUCCACAUCGACAUGGCGUCGAGCCUCGUUCCGGGGAUCAUCGUCGUGGCUCUCGGCGCCGGGGUGCUAGGAUUCCCGGACGCGCUCCGCGUCCUCCUCCUCGAUGACGUCGCGGGGCGGAGGCGGAGCCCCCUAACCGACAUCGCCAUCUGCGUCCUCGCCAUGGCCGUGGUCACCGCCCAGGCCCUCGGCGCUAUGCUGCUGGCGCGCUUCGUCCGCAAGGCAGCGCGCGCCGGAGGCGGCGACGCACACGCGCCCGGCGCGCCGCCACCGCCGCCGCCGUGCACGGAUUGCUUCGCGCAGAUGACCCUGGUCAUGUCCCUCGGCGUCGCCUUCCUCGUCUCCGCGUGCCUCCUCGUCGACGCCGGCGGCCUCGGCCUGCUCAACCUUGUUGUUGCCGGCAUCGCCAGGAAGAUGAAGAGCCCCGUCAUCGCGGUCCUUGCCACCGGCGCCGCCGCCCUCUCCUGCGCCAGGCCUCUGCUCCGCGUCUUCCGCGAGGAGGAUCACUCGCAUGGGACGGGGACGGGGCAGGUGGCGAGCUUCACCGGGGCCGCCGCCUUCCUCCUCGCCGUGUCCAUACAACGCGGCUCCAUCGUCGGCGUGGCCGCGGUCGUCGGCACCGUGCUUCUUCUUGCCCGCUUCGCCUUCACCCGAAGGGCGCGUAAUGCCGAUGCCGGCGGCGCAGGCGGCCGCGCUGCCCCUGCCCCUGCUUCUGCCGCGGGCACGCAGCGCGUCGGCGGCAAGCUGACGGGGCUGGCGCCGUACCUGGCCGUCGUCUCCUUCGUCGCCCUCCUCUGCUACCUCGUCCUCACCACGUAUGCGCCGCUCGAGAGCGGGCCCGACGGCGCCAACUCCAAGUACCCAUGACCAAGCUCUCCUUGAUUGAUGUCUGCGUCGUGCGCAUGCGCGCCGGCGCCGGAAGAGGAAGGUGGCUCUGGCUGUCGAAUGUCGAUGUUCCUGCGCCGGCGCUGUUCACGUGGUGUGGUGGCCACUGGUGAGUGCUGACGUACCGGUACAGGUACCGCGUCCGCGUACCACUACUGCAACUGCAAGUCUUCAGAAGUAGUACCUUGUUAAUAGUAUGUUACGAUACUACUAUGGAAGUGUGAUGUAGCUCAUCCAAAAAUUGCAAUUUGCUGGUCGCGUUUGUGUGUACGGUGCACCUGCGCUGCAGGUCCUCGGAUCUCGGUAGUUACUACGUACUAGUAGUACAAAAUACUUCUAGAGUACAGAUACAGACUGACAGAUGUAUACUAGUUAAAAGGUAGGGAAAGAAAAAUGAAGACUUUGCACGGCAUGUGAGGAGCUUGGGACAUUUUGGGUGGAUUGGCCAUUCUGCUUGAAUAAUCCUAUGGAACUAUGGAAACA
Sorghum bicolor (sorghum) is the source of this 1491-nucleotide messenger RNA. RefSeq lists its product as uncharacterized. Lineage: Eukaryota; Viridiplantae; Streptophyta; Magnoliopsida; Poales; Poaceae. Bases 136 to 990 code for a protein of 284 amino acids. The record is from RefSeq and is a predicted model, not a curated record. The transcript has a single exon.